This is a messenger RNA of Rotaria socialis, 408 nucleotides long. The record is from the annotation of a GenBank genome assembly. Lineage: Eukaryota; Metazoa; Rotifera; Eurotatoria; Philodinida; Philodinidae.
AUGUCACACGUCAAAAACGAAAUUAAUCAUUUGAAUAAAACUCUUCGUAUUAACAUAACGAUACCGAAUGUUUCAAGGCCCUCAUUUGUGUGGAGUUACUUUGAGCAAUUAUAUAAAAAGCCAAAUACCGCAUUAGAUUUGAAACGACUUUAUUGUAAAGUGUGUUUUGAUAAAAUAAAAGAAGAACGUCCGGAUGACAAUUGUUCUUCUAUUCGAAGCAAAGUAGCUAAUUAUGGUACAACAAGUAGUACGGGAAAUAUGAAAACCCAUUUAUUAGCUGCUCAUCAAAUACAAGAAGUUCAAGCAAUGAAAGUGACGGAAAAACAUGUUCUCACAAUGUUUUCUCGGCAUCGGGAUCGAGACGCAACAAAAAAUUUACAACUAAAGAUCAACUUGGGCAUCAAUUAA